Messenger RNA from Podarcis muralis (Common wall lizard), 1727 nucleotides. It is a transcript of the gene B4GALT7, whose product is annotated as beta-1,4-galactosyltransferase 7. Gene Ontology annotation, molecular function: xylosylprotein 4-beta-galactosyltransferase activity. Gene Ontology annotation, cellular component: Golgi apparatus. NCBI's taxonomy places the organism in Eukaryota, Metazoa, Chordata, Lepidosauria, Squamata, Lacertidae. The record is from RefSeq and is a predicted model, not a curated record. Gene Ontology annotation, biological process: proteoglycan biosynthetic process; carbohydrate metabolic process.
GACGGACCUGGUGUCCUGGCCAACGUGUCCCGGCCAGGUUGGGCGGGGAGUCCUGCCGGGAAGGCAGUAGGAUGUUCCCGUCCCGGCGCAAGUCUACUAUGUAUCGCCGCGCGGGUAGCGGGUCCUGUCGGCUGUUUGGUUUCCUACCCCGGAAAUUUUCUCUCUUUCAACUCUUUUUUGUUGCACUGUUGCUGGGUUUUCUCUCCCUGUUGUGGCUGCAGCUCAGUUGUUCUGGGGAUGUGACUAGAAGUCAAAGAGCUGCAGCUACACUGCCUCAGAAACCCUGCACAUUGGAGCCUCUACCUCAGCUUCCUGAUGACCCAUCAUGGGGACCCCACCGUCUAGCAGUGUUGGUGCCUUUCCGGGAGCGCUUUGAAGAGCUGCUGGCUUUUGUGCCUCACAUGCAUCGCUUCCUCAGCAGGAAGAAAAUUCGCCAUCAUAUCUUCAUACUCAACCAGGUGGAUCAUUACAGGUUUAACAGAGCAUCUCUGAUCAACGUGGGCUUCCUUGAAAGUGGCAAUGACACAGAUUACAUUGCCAUGCAUGAUGUGGACUUGUUACCUCUUAAUGAGGAAUUGGACUACGGCUUCCCAGCUGCAGGCCCUUUCCACGUGGCAUCGCCGGAGCUGCACCCUCUCUAUCACUAUAACACCUACGUAGGUGGCAUCUUGCUGCUCACCAAGCAGCACUAUCGAAUGUGUAAUGGAAUGUCGAACCGCUUCUGGGGCUGGGGCCGUGAGGAUGAUGAGUUUUAUCGCCGCAUCAGAGGCGCUGGACUUCAGCUGUUCCGGCCAUCAGGAAUUAAAAGUGGAUAUAAGACAUUCCAGCAUCUUCAUGACCCAGCUUGGCGCAAGAGAGACCAGAAGCGCAUUGCUUCCCAAAAGCAGGAGCAGUUCAAGGUGGACCGUCAUGGAGGCUUGACCAACCUCCAGUACAGAGUGGAGUCACGAACUCGGUUGACUGUGGCAGAAUCUCCCUGUACAGUCCUCAACAUCUUCCUAGAAUGCGACACCAGUGAGACUCCCUGGUGCACAUUUGGCUGAGCCGACUCCUGAAUAGACUCUUGCGUUGCUGAAGCAGCUGGUUAUCAGAAUUGUGUCUGGACUCUCCAAAGGCAGGUCCUUCUGCAGGAGCCAGCAACAGGGCAUGGAUGCCUGUGGUCCAAUGGUUACAACAAAAGGUCUGAGGAUCCACAUGAGUUGACAGGUCAGAUGCAGAGCAUGACCUCCGUGACAGUGAAAGCAGAGAUGCUGGCAAGAUUAAAUGGGCUGAGUGCCUGUUCAGAAGGAUGUUGACUUGGCAACCUACAUCUCAACAGAUGGAAGAAAAUCUGAGACUAAGAGGCAGGUCAGUGACUGAAUCAUCCUGCCUAUAUCAGCCAGUGCUCCAACACUACAUGAUAACAAGGCAUUGGGACCUAUAGACUUGUUGCACAGGCUGAUGCUUAAAGGACUUUACAGAAUCACUAUCAGGUAAACUUGUUGGAAGUUUGCUGCUCUCCUAUUUCAAAAUAUGUAUAGAGACUUGCUGUGAAGCUCUUGCGCACCCCAUCUCUUCCUAUGAGGUCUCCUGCUAAGUGGACACUUGUGCUCUGGCUCAGAGAGCAUCGUGACUUACCACCUGACCUAGACCCAUCGUGGUAAAGGGUCUUGUUAUUGGGGUCUUUGAGACAUUGAAAGCUGUUGGUUUGCUUCAAUAAAGCCAUUAAGGCGAGUGCCUCAUGAAAG